AUGUAUGAUGCCAAAGCCUUUUUACAAUGGAUGGCAAUUUCUAUGUCAAAAAACCAGUAUACUAGUUCACUCAUGCCAAUUGUGUACAAUACCGCUCGGCAUUAUCAAGGUGCUCAGAUACUUAGAGAUCAGCAAGCGGGUGAUCACUUAGCUAUGUAUAAAAAGCAAGUAAUCGAAAAACAUGGAAAAGAAAUUGACGCAGCAGAAACAGCGGAAAUAAAUUUAUAUCAAUCUAUGACCACUGCUUUAAUGUUAGAACCGGAAGAAAUAAAAAAGGAUGAAAAGACCACGAAUAAUAUUCUUGAUACAAUACUGGAUUUAACAAUAGAAGCAUCCCAAUCAGCAACGCUAAGAACAAACACACUCUUACAUAUAUCGGAAUUGCUUGUCGUCUUGACUAAGAUAUUCGUGAAUGACGAUGUGGUUGAUUACGUUCUGAAACACGCUCAAGUAGAAAAUCACAUUCUAGUACAGUCGAGAGUACAAUUUUUCUGUGAUCUUCUAAUACGUACUAAAAUCGAUAAUCAAAACGACAACUUAUUACAACUUACAUGUAUUACAUUAUUUAACAUUCUGUGGAGUAUUUCUUUCAAUGAUAAAUAUCAAACAGAAAUGAAGCAGAAUGAGCUAUUUGUAAGUGCGAUAAAAGCGACUGCUGAGAAUGGAAAUAAUGAAGAGUUAUUUGCGCAAAACAGCUUUCAGAAACAUUUGUCAAGCAUAAAAAAAGCAGCUGAUGGAAUACUAUUUAAUUUAAACCUCGAAAAAGUCUCAAAAUUACCGACAACAUAUUCUACGAAUGCUAGUCCCUCUAUUUUUAUUAGUUACUCACAUGGCGAUAAAGUAUUUUGUAAAAACUUAAUUGAUACUUUACAACAGUCGUCAAAAAAAACGCAUUUCUGGGUCGAUUUUCUUAAUAUUAACAGUGCAGUAGUACAUUCUGAUGAUCUGUGGGAACAGAUUGCUGAGGCUAUCGAAAAAGCAGAUGCCAUUAUUUUGAUUAUAUCGAAAAACUACUACGACAGUAAAUCGUGUCGGCAAGAACUCUCAUACGCCAAAGACAUGCAGAAAAAGCGAAUAAUACCGAUAUAUAUGCAAAAAGAGUACAAGCCAACGGGAUGGUUAGGCAUUCGAACAGCCGGCUUAGCCUACGUCGAUUUUAGUAAAAAAGCGUUUGACAUCGCAUUUAAAGAACUGAGUGAAAUACUAAAUAAAUCAACGGAGAUCAUCCCACAACUUGAGCAAGCCUUAACGUUAGUAGAUAGUGAUCCGAAGCAUACAACGUCAAUUGAUUCGAAUAGUUCGAUAGCAUUAGAAAAGCCUACAACUACCUGGAUAUUGGAGGAUAUCAAUUUAUGGUUCGAGAAGAAUCGUAUCAGUACUGAACUAAGAAUGUUAUUUGACUUUCAAGAUGGAGCCGAACUACUCACCUAUGCCAGCGAUUUGAAAUCCAAUUUAAAACGCGAAGAAAAAAAUACUCGUAUACACUUUGAAAAGAAGCACAACGAGCCGUUAAGUACCCUUCAAUUUAACCGAUUCAAACAAGCGCUGUACCGUUUAAUAGAUGUACAAAAUCCUGCCAAAAGAAAUGAUUUGUCUCAUAGCGGAAAUUCACUAGUCUCACGAAUUUGUUGUAUGAUGUGA
Didymodactylos carnosus is the source of this 1641-nucleotide messenger RNA. NCBI's taxonomy places the organism in Eukaryota, Metazoa, Rotifera, Eurotatoria, Philodinida, Philodinidae. The record is from the annotation of a GenBank genome assembly.